This is a messenger RNA of Branchiostoma belcheri (Belcher's lancelet), 1154 nucleotides long. Its product is annotated as amyotrophic lateral sclerosis 2 chromosomal region candidate gene 11 protein-like. Lineage: Eukaryota; Metazoa; Chordata; Leptocardii; Amphioxiformes; Branchiostomatidae. The record is from RefSeq and is a predicted model, not a curated record. The transcript is spliced from 12 exons. Bases 199 to 1074 code for a protein of 291 amino acids.
UACGUACACAAGGAAGACACAGACACGGAGGAGAGUACCAAGGAACCCAUCGCAUGUUCUCCGAGUGGUCUCCUGGGUAUCCACUUGAAGACCUGCAAGAAAAUCGCAAGACACCUGUUCUAUCCGAACCCCAAGAAGAGCGGGGUUUACGUCAGCAUCAAGGUCGGAGAGACCACCAAGUACAGCAAGGUCGCCAAGAUGCCGGACGGCAAGAACCAAGACGUCAUCGUUUUCGACGACCUCAAGCACUUUCCUAUAGAGCUCCAUCGAGAGAGAGACCACGCCCAGAACAAGUUGUGUAUCCGGGCGUUUUCGUGGGACGGCUCCCAGCCUGAGCCCACGGCAGUUGGCACGGCAACCCUGCAUCUGUUCGAUAUCGUCAAGGUUGUCGGUGAACUCGAAGUGGAGAUCUGCUUUGUUUAUGGAAUAUUUGGGUACGGCCAGUCGCACCAGUUGGAACAGUACGACCAGGAAGUGAAGGAGAUUUUGAACCACUCCAUGUUCUGUCGCUUGUCUCCACCUGAACAGCGCAUCAGCAAACAUGGCCACUGUGAGCUUCUGUCGAGUCUUCCGAUAGGCCCUCCAUCUUUCAUCCCCUUCCCGACCACCGUGGACAUCGGAAACGGCCGAGAUUUGCCAAAAGGUUCGUGUCACAGUUUGAUAGAGCAGGAGUAUCCCGAACCAACCACAGCCCUGGCGGCGAUCAAGGGUCGACGCAGACUUGCGAAGUUGACAAAACAGCUGUCCAAGUUGCCGAGUGGCAAGGAGAGGACCAAAUUUCUACACGAUCUGAUCGACGAACCCAAAAUGGACGACCCCAAGAACAAAUCCUGGGCUGAAGAGUCGUUUGAGGCGGCCACUGAGGUGAUGGACAUGGCAGACUUCCUCCGGUCCGCUCCAGGUCAGUCACAUGAUAAGGGGAGCGAGGAGGGGGAGGGCAGUGUUCUGUUCUCACUGCUGAGACGAGCCUGGAGCUACACCGUCGGACGGUUGCUCCGGGACCGCGAGUCCAGGCGAGUGCAGCCGGCCAUGGAGCUGCAGGAUGUGCCAGUCGUCACAGUACCAGACGACUGAGGCCCCUCUGGUGGUGUGCACGCUUUACAUACGCUUUGUUCGGUUCAGAAUUCGUUCUCGUUCAAGUUUAUUUUGUCUUC